GGGCCUGCACAGCCCGCAUCCGAUCGGCUCUCAGGCGGCCACGUCCAGUCUCCUCCCACCGAGAGAGGGCGGAGGCUGGAGCUCCGAGACGAGGAGACUCCCCCGGACGACAGCUGCCGCUCCGGGCAGUCAUCGAGGAGCGACCGCGCUGUGAGUGUGUGUGUGUGUGUGUGUCGGGGUGGGGACUGACAGGAGCUGGACGACAACAACCAACACACGAAAAAAAGGUCACAGCAGUUACAGUGACAUGGACCUCAAAAGUAAUCACACACCCUGCAGAGCUAACACAGGAGCCUUGCCUGAACUGCUGAGCAGAAAAUGACUCAGAGAAAUGGAACCAGAGGGACGAGCGACCGCUGCCUCCACCCGGAGGCCUCCAUAGUUUGUGAGCAGGGGAACGGUAUGGAGCACGAGAAAGUUGAAGAGUCCAACGACUGUGAAUCCGAAGAGGCGGGACAGGGAGGUGAAUGCAGAGACUCCAUGGCUGUAACGGCAGCAGUCACAGCUCCAGAUGGCGGGUGGGGCUGGGUGGUGCUGGCUGCCACCAUCAUGGUCCUGGCUUUGACCCUUGCGUUCCCCUCCUGUGUGGGAAUCUUCUACACCGACCUGCAGAAUGAGUUCCACGCCUCCAACAGCGAAACCUCCUGGGUGCCCUCCAUCAUGACGUCAGUGCUUCACGCGGGAGGUCCCUUUUGUAGCGUGUUGGUGGAGAGAUUUGGUUGCCGAGCGACAGUCAUGUUGGGCGGAGUCCUGAGUGGGCUUGGUAUGGCUGCCAGUUCGUUUACCCAGUCCAUCGGCCAGCUCUACGUAACAGCUGGGGUUAUUACAGGACUUGGUUUCUGCUUCAGCUUCCAACCAGCUGUGACAAUCCUCGGACACUACUUUGUGCGUCGUCGUGCGUUUGCCAACGCCAUGUCCUCCACAGGCACAGCCCUGGGACUGUGCACUCUACCUGUCCUGGGUAACUACCUCCACAUAGAGCUGGGCUGGAGGGGAAGUUUCCUUGUUUUGGGGGCUGUCCUGCUUAACUGCUGUGUGUGCGGAGCAGUGAUGAGGCCCCUCCAGCCCCGCAAGCAUCGAGGCCAGCCGCUGAUGAACCACGGACCCCCUCCGCCAGAGGAGGAAAAUGUGAGGAAGGAAAAAGGGUGGGUGAGAACGACAUGGAGCUACCUGUUGGCUUCCCUGAGCAAACACAUGGCCUUUGAUCAGCUCUGCAACAACUCGCGGUACUGUAUGUAUGCCAUCGGCAUCACCUGGAUGAUGCUUGGUUUUGUGGUGCCCUUGGUGUAUCUGGUUCCCUACGCCACCGCUAACAACAUGGAGCAGGGCCGGGCCGCGCUGCUGCUCUCCAUCCUGGGUAUCGUUAACAUCGUGGUGCGGCCACCCUUUGGCCUCAUCUUCAACAUGCCCUGGUUCAAAGGGCGACACAUUUAUGUUUUUGCAGCAGCUUUGCUGGUCAACGGCCUCAGUAACAGUAUCUGCUGCAUCGGGCCCAGCUUUCCUGUACUGCUCACUUAUGUGUUGAUCUACGGGCUCUCCAUGAGUGUGGUGGGCUCCCUGAUGUUCACUGUCCUCAUGGAUAUAGUGGAGAUGAGCCGCUUCCCCUCAGCUCUGGGCCUGCUCGCUAUCAUGGAGAGCAUCACGCUGCUCAUUGGGCCUCCACUGGCAGGGGUCCUGAUUGACAGGACAGGCCAGUACUUCCACGUCUUCUUUGCCUGCAGUGCCGUUGUUGCCUCGUCCGCUGUGUUCCUCAUGGUGUCAUUUUGCUGGCUGGAUAAAAGGUACAGGAUGUCGUCAAAGCAGGGUCAGCCAUCCACACUGCCUGAACCAGCGAGACCUGCUGUUGACGUAGCUCCUGGCUGUCAGUACAGCAGCGUGCCCACAGAGGGAGACAAAGACAAGGCCUCGGCUAACGGGGCAGAGUAUAUCACCAGCCUCUGAACCUCCUCACACUGUAUGUCACCCUUUAAGGGAAACUUCAGUAUUUUUCAACCUGGACCUUAUUUCUCCAUGUUUUUAUGUCUAAGUGACUAAUGGGGACAACAAUUCUUGAAAUUGGUCCAGUAUUAAGUGAGAGCCCUGCAGCCGGCAGCCGUUGAACGGGCUGUAAUGUAAUCUUCGGGGCAAUUGCCCACUGUCAAUGUCCGUCCACUAAAAGUGCUUGUUUUUGCCACUGACAGGCUCAGAUUGUUAUUCUAAGUGUCUGACAACAUUAUGGAAAGGAUCCCUACAGAGAUAGACCUUUAUAUUAAAGAGUAAGAUUGUUUUUGUUUAAGCAGAAACAGCCGGAUCUUACUCAUGACGAACACUCACUGUGUGCUCUCGCUCAAUUCUGGAUCCAUUUUAAGAAUUGUUGUCCCCAUUAGUUACUUAAACACAAAAACAUGGGAAAAUAAGGUCCAGGUUGAAAAAUACAGAAGUUUCCCUUCAACACACAUUACACUCUGGGUCAAACAGUUGUGAAAAUAAUUCCUAAUGUUUGCACCAGCUUGCUUUGUGCGGCAGAUGUUGCACCGUUUGCUUUUCUGUGGUUGAAUGACACCUGACCUGGUCUGAAUUGUCCUCGUGUGACUCCUGCCAUCUGGUACGUCAUAAAAGUCUAAGCAAACACUAUGAAUAAUUUGCACAGCUUGCCCAAGGUCGGACACUUGAUUCUGCGUACCAAAAUGAACAGAUGUGCACUUACAACUACAAUGUGAUUGUACCGUUUAUUGUAAAAUGCUGCUGAUCUUAUCUAUGUGAUCACACAAUCUAUCAAAUACGAUGCAUCUCACAUUAUCAAGCUACAAUACAUACAUGAUCCUUUGUUGAAGAAAUCACUCGAAAUGCUUUCUAGAUGUUUGCUGGUGUGUUUAAUGCUGUAUUAGUAUAUGAUGAGCGUAGAGACAGGAUGCUAGUAUGAUACAGUAGGCCAAGUGGUUGUGUUCAAGUACCAAGCAAAUUUGGUAGUAUUAUAAAUGUGUGAAAUCAAAGUGAGGAAAACAAGCAGGGAGUCGCUCCCAGUGAGAGUUAAAGGAUAAAGAUGUUAUAUAUAUCUGUCUAUAUAUAUAUUUUACUGUCAACAAAUCUCUAAAGACCAAAACCAACAAUGUGUUAGCGUGUCCGGAUUAACCCGACAGAUAAAAUGAGCUGUGGCCUUCCAGUUCCCAUCAUGCACAGUGCACACAGAUGACCACACAUGGCAGCUUCAUUAUAUUUGGUCUAGUUUAGCGUGAUAAUCAGCCUGAAUUGCUUUUUCGUUUCACUUCAUUGUUCAGCCUUCAGACAUUUUCUGUCGCUCAUUUUCAUGGAUGUUGCUGGGCAGCUAUAAAGAAAGAUGACACUCCGCCUAAAAAGCUCUGAUUGGUCGAAUGUUUCUCCAACCGGCAGAAAUAGCUGCCAUCGAGCACAACACCAGACCUAUAUGAAGUUAUUCAGAGGUCUGGAACCAGGCUAGUCCCAGUUAUCACACAGGACUGUUGUUCUGUAAUACUACCAGGCAGAGUGUAAAAUUAACUUGUGGUAACAUGAACUGAUGCAAUACUCCUCAACUCGGUGUCUCAACAUUAGUUAACAAUCACCACCUUAAGGCCCUCCUAAUUUCUGGCAACAUUUGGUGUGCCCCCAAACCAGAUUGGCACAGUACCUGUUUGUGCCAGUUCAGCCUGGUUUCCACUCCAUUUCAGUUCAGCAGACAAAGCAGCACAUGCCGCUUGUGCACAAAACAACGAAACACCACAUGUUCCAACAGCAUCGUAAACCAAACAGACUAAUAAACACAGAUUUCACAGGGCUUGCCGCGGCUGAAUCCAAAUGUUAAAGGUACCGUCUCUGCCUUAAGUUUAGCACGGCAUCUCCACCACAUGGUGCUGUUUGAUUAUCAGCUGAUAGAGAUUAAACAUCAUAUCAUCCACACUCCAUUUUAGUAAGUUUUUCCGCUCUUGCAGCUUCAUAACAAGCUGCACGCUGGCAGAGCCAAAUGGAGUGCAGCCAUUGUCAUUAAGUGUUGCUUACAAAUAUGCACUUGAUGAAAUUGCCCUAAACCAUCUGACACACAGUUAUCCUGGGGCCCCUCAAGGUCUGAGUCACCAGGGUGUCUUUCCCUACUUUCUGACUUCUCUGCCCUACCUGUGGCACUCAGUCCCAAACCCAGUGGUUCAUACUGAAGAUGAAAAUCUUUAAAAACUGGUCUCAAAUAUAUGUUUCAUUCACUAAAGCAGCUGCUCGCUGUAGUUUUUAUCAAACAAACUGAAGGAAAUGGUGCAUUUGUUGGGGACUAUUUUCAGCGGCGGAUUAAGCCACAUUUGGUGCUCUAGUGAGUAUUUGGGGCAGCAGGACGGUGUGUGUGGGACUGAGUCAGAAUAAACUACAGUGUGUGUGUUCAUGGUGAUGAAGCAACAUGUCAGCCAGUGCAACAGUGCGGCUCACUGAUGUGUUUUUAAUAGUUUCUGGACAACAGUGGAGCUCGAUGGCUCAGAGGAAGAAGAUACAUCAGGCUGUGAUACACACACAAAACUUGUUAGUGGAUACGUUCACUGUUGGUUUUGGUGUUUUCAUGGGAUUUUUUUGACAAUAAGAAUUUAAAAAAAAAUAGAAUAUCCUGUGUUUUAAUUACCAAUAGCUAAAGACUUGUUACAGCAGGCCUUUAAUCAGUCAAAACAGGAUAUGGAAAAUGAGCGUGUGCUUGCUUUCAGGAUGUUUUUGACAUCAUUAUCUUUAAAGUAGGAAAAUGAAUUUCCUAUGUCUUGUGAAUGCGUUAAACACAGCAUGCUGAGCACAUUACACAUGUUGAUGAGUACGGGUUGUUUUAGAUCAUUGAAGGCGGAUAUAUUAAAAAAAGGGUUGAAUCUGAUUGUCAUUAAUUGUCACAUGCAGAAAAUUAAUAUGUACUGUUUAAACAGUAAUUAAUCAUGUUUUUUUUUGUUCCUUUGCUUUUCAUUCCUUAAUGGAACGGUGCCUUUUCAUAUAACUGGUGUAUUUCUAAAAGAUAAUCUGCAACCACGGGAUGAUAUCAAACCCUUUCAGGGGGACAGAAGCAGAUGAUUUCAUGUUGACUGUCAGCUUGUCAACAGUUUGUCAACUUUUCAUGGGAAGAAUAUUUUGAAGGCACUGAAUAGUCAACAGCUCACAUGUUCAAACAUGUUUAUGACACUGUAACUGAGGUUACCUUCAGUUCCAAGCAGAGAUUUUAUGUGACAGACUUAUCUUUUGAUAAAUUAACUGAGAGACUACUAUCACACCACCUGUACAGGUUUGAACAAAGCUAUUUUAUGUCAGAUGUGACUGAAAAUGAAAUAUAAAUAUUCAGCUAUGAGCAGUAAACCAGAGGCUUCUCAGCUAUGAGAGGAUUUAUUAGUAAUUUUUUGAGGCUUGUCUUGCUUUAUUAUAGCUUUACUAUAGAUUCUUUAUUUAUACAUUAUGAUCAGGAGAAAAAUAAAUGUUUGAGUAUCAAA
Molecule: messenger RNA, 5432 nt
Organism: Siniperca chuatsi (mandarin fish)
Lineage: Eukaryota; Metazoa; Chordata; Actinopteri; Centrarchiformes; Sinipercidae
Gene: slc16a5a
Product: solute carrier family 16 member 5a
Exons: 5
Coding region: 319-1941 (540 amino acids)
Biological process (GO): transmembrane transport; monocarboxylic acid transport
Molecular function (GO): monocarboxylic acid transmembrane transporter activity
Source: RefSeq, a predicted model, not a curated record